GAGAUUCAGACAGAAGUGCCAGCGGCAAAGUGAUAACGGGAGACACGACUUUGCACUACGCCUGCUUCCCCGCGAAAUGUGCUCUACCAAUUAUUGCCUGGCUGUUUUUGUACUAGUUGGCGUUGUGGCGGCACAAAACCCAAGUUUAACGGCAUGCGAUAUCAAUAACCAGCUAAAUGUUUGUCAGAGUCAGUUCAAUCAACUUUUGGGAUUUGAUGCUUCUCUCGGUGCUGCCAAAUAUCAAGACUUGAGAAGUGCCAUUGAGCAGUCGUAUGCCAAUAACCAAGCAUACGGGCUUCUUACAACUUGCGAUGCCUUCAAGCAGUACAAGCAGUGCUACCAACCAAAAGAACAGUUCUACGCAUGUGCUCAGAACCCAUACGGUCUUCUAACUGGAACCAACAACAACGGCGCCCCACUCACACAGGAUCAGGCUAAUGGAUACGUAAAAAUCUGGAACCAACUUGAUUUUGUCUGUGGUGCUGGAUUCUCGAUCUUUGCCAACUCUGAAGUUUGCGGCUCUUCUGUCUUUAACAACCAGACAGCUGCAAUGAGACAGUGCGACAAUGACUUCAACGUGAAGUCCAUGGCUGACCCAGCUCAAGCUUGCGCAUACGUUGAGAUCGCAGCCAACUGCUACUUCCAACUGUUCUGGAACGCUUGUAAGAAGCCAGAGAUGGCCUACUGGGGUUGCAACUACGAGCGUACCGGUACCAAUCUUCUCUUCCCACAGUGCUCUCAGAUUUUCUGCACAUUCCACGAACGCGUCUGAUCGUCUUUUGUUUAAUCAUCUCCAUUUUUUGUUUUGGUCAAAAUGUUUUAUUUGAAUUCACAUUUUUGGGAAUAAAUCUAUGUAAUUUAAUUCAUAAUUUU
Messenger RNA from Caenorhabditis elegans, 873 nucleotides. It is a transcript of the gene nspg-14, whose product is annotated as DUF19 domain-containing protein. NCBI's taxonomy places the organism in Eukaryota, Metazoa, Nematoda, Chromadorea, Rhabditida, Rhabditidae. The coding region runs from base 77 to 772 and encodes 231 amino acids. The transcript is spliced from 8 exons. The record is from RefSeq and is marked reviewed.